Molecule: messenger RNA, 1770 nt
Organism: Aaosphaeria arxii CBS 175.79
Lineage: Eukaryota; Fungi; Ascomycota; Dothideomycetes; Pleosporales
Exons: 2
Coding region: 1-1770 (589 amino acids)
Source: RefSeq, a predicted model, not a curated record
AUGCAUUCGCUACCAACCAUUUCGAUCUUGUUGCUCGCUGGGGAUGUGUAUGGAAGGGCCCUUCAGCCGGCUACACCUAUCAUCACUCCAGCACCCAGCGUGGCCAACCUCCUCGCCGAGAAGCGGCAAGGUCCUGAUGCAGUAUCACUCGCUAAGGUGCUUCUCACCGCAAUACCAGAGUCUCUUCGCCAGGUCGCCGCCACCAAUCUUCCCGCCGUAUCGAGCAUCCUAUGGGAGGAGUUCCUAGACGAUAAGAAACCGUGGUGGUUUCUCGAGUUGCCAGAGGAUAUUCAGAGUUAUUUGAUCGCGCAGUUUGGGCCGCAGACGGCGAUUCCGAAUCCGACAGUGCCGGCGUGGUCGUCAGCGGUAGUCACGGAUUCAAGUGUGCCAGCGGAGACGAGUGCUGUUUGGCAGACCAGUGCGGCGCAAAGCUCAGCUAAUGAUGUCUCCCAAUCUACAGUUUCUCGGCCUUCCAGUCGGUCAUCCGGUUCAGAAACGGCAUCGACGGUGUCGACCGAGACGACAGCAACAAGGACGCAAACUACCAAGUCUUCGACUGCUAAGUCCAGCUCCACAGGAAGCAGUUCUACUAUACCUCCUGUUCCAAAUCAAGAAUCCGAACGAGGGACUGAAGACCAUGAUGGUCUUUCGAAGGGACAGAAAAUAGGAGUCGGCGUUGGCGUACCGCUAGGUGCCCUUGGACUACUCGCCUUCGCCUUCGGCUGCUGUCUCCUGCGUCGUCGACGUCGCAACAAGUCCGUGAAUGGAUCUGUCCCGCCAUCGUCACCAGGCUUCAUCCCCCGCUUUGCGUUCCAGGAGAAAUCCUACGAGAACCUCGUUCAGAACGACGGCUUCAACACAUCGUCCGACUCGUCCGGCCAGGAUCUCCGCACCAUGGGCUGGGACGACGACGUUAUCGACCCCUUCAACUACACCCCGAACUCCAACAACAACAACCACACCACCACAAACAACCUCCCACCAGCAAUGGCGCCCGCCCUCUUCCACACGCACUCCUCUAACCGCGCCCGCGGCAAACGAACAAGCUACCAAAGCCUGCACUCCGUCGCCGAAGUCAGCGAGCCAGAGGACCCCGAAUCCCCCAUCCUGCCUCGCAGCAGCAACACCAUCCCCAGACCCCCUCUACGCCUAACCACCGUCGCCGAAACCCCCAUUCAACCUCCAAUGGCAGCGGCAGCGGCGGCCGCGAUACCAUCAUCACCACCACACUCCAUAAAACGCAAACCCGUCCCCGCCUCCCCAACCUCACCCACCUCACCCACCUCACCCACCGCCGCCUCAACCCUCGCAUCCCGCACACUCCUCCGCCAAACAAUGCCCUCCUCCCACACCCAAGCUCCCUUCCACCCCUCCUCCCCCGUCUCCCCCAUCCAAAACAACCCCUCUCAAAACCCCUUUACAGCCACCUCCUACAUCGAAGACUACGGCCCCGAAUUCACCCACCACUCCCCCCACCACCAUACCCCCCACCACACCCCACACUUCGCCGCAGCCGAUACAUCAUACGACCCCUACCUAGACCUCGACAUCGACAUCGAAAACGGGCUCUACGGGGGCAACACGAGUUUCUCCCGGUACCCUGCGCCCGCAUCGCCGCCCCCGAGGAAGAGCUCCGGGAGGUCGGAGUGGCCGUUGAGGAGUGGGAACACUGGGUCGGGGUCGGGGUCGGGGGGGAGGAGGUGGAGUGUUGGUAGUGGUGGGAAUGGAGGGAGGAGGGGGAGUAUGGGGUGGGAUAGGGUGUACAGUUAG